AUGGGUAAUGCACAAGUGCAAAAUUUUACCCAAUUUCUCCAAACUCCAAAUAACCAAUAUACUCCUACUAGUCAAAAUAUUGACCAACCUCCUUUUACCCCUAUUAGUAUUGGGUCCAAUUCCGACAAUGCAUUUGUAGAUAAUGCGGGUAUUGAAGAGGCGGAGAAUGUUGAUGUUACUACAACUAUUCGUACUGCUGCUCGUACUACAUCACGUCGCAAAGUAAGUCAGCCUAAAGAGAAAAAAGGGUUAACUUGGACGAUAGAAGAUGAAACACUUCUUGGUAUUGCAUGGAUUAAUACUACCAAAGAUGAAGUGAAUGGCAAUGCACAAAGAGCCGAUGCAUAUUGGGGGAAAAUUUGUGCAUUCUUCAAUGAAAAUAGGCAAACAAAUCAAGCUGAACGAGAGGUAAACCCUUGCAAACAACAUUGGUGGGCAAUUAAUAAUGCACUUGGAAAGUUUGCAGGGUGUUAUGCCAAGUAUGAAAAGAGGAGUGGGUUUAAUGAAGCUUUGAAGCUCUCGGAGGCUCGUGCACUUUACCAAAGUCUCUACAAUUCCAAGUUUCAAUACGAUCAUGUGUGGAGUAUUGUGAGACUACACAGCAAGCGGGAGGAUGUUGAGGGUUUUGAUGAAGUUGAUGAGGCCCGACCAACAGGUCAACAAGCUGCAAAGAAACAACUAGCUGCACAGAGAAAGGGAAAAAGCACCCAAAGUGAUCAUAGUGAAGCCAUAUCAGUUGCAAAAGAUAUUCAAGAGUCACGUGUACAAUCAAUGAGUCGUAUGGCAGAUUUGAAGGAGCAGGAGCUUGAAAACCAACUACUUUGUGCCGAUGUCACCAAGAUGGCUCCUUUGCAAAGAAAGAUUCAUGAGAAGAAGUUGCAAGCACUUGCAGAAAAAUAUGGAUGGACUUUUGAUGAUUAG
This is a messenger RNA of Beta vulgaris subsp. vulgaris (sugar beet), 921 nucleotides long. RefSeq lists its product as uncharacterized. Bases 1 to 921 code for a protein of 306 amino acids. NCBI's taxonomy places the organism in Eukaryota, Viridiplantae, Streptophyta, Magnoliopsida, Caryophyllales, Amaranthaceae. The record is from RefSeq and is a predicted model, not a curated record. The transcript has 2 exons.